UCCCACCAAAGAAUUCAUACAGGGGAGAAACCCUAUCAGUGCUUGGAAUGUGGAAAGAGCUUCAGUGACAGUGGGAAUCUCACUUCCCACCAAAGAGUUCAUACAGGGGAGAAACACUAUCAGUGCUUGGAAUGUGGAAAGAGCUUCAGUCAGAGGGCGAAUCUCACUUCCCAUCAAAGAAUUCAUACAGGGGAGAAACCCUAUCAGUGCUUGGAAUGUGGAAAGAGCUUCAAUCGGAAGGAUCACCUCACUUCCCAUCACAGAAUUCAUACAGGGGAGAAAGCCUAUCAGUGCUCAGAAUGUGGGAAGAGCUUCAGUCAGUGGGUGAAUCUCACUUCUCAUCAAAGAAUUCAUACAGGAGAGAAACCCUUUCACUGCUUGGAAUGUAGAAAGAGCUUUCGUCUGAGUGGUGAUCUCACUUCCCAUCAAAGAAUUCAUACAGGGGAGAAACCCUAUCACUGCUUGGAAUGUGGAAAGAGCUUCAGUCACAGUGGGAAUCUCACUUCUCAUCAAAGAAUUCAUAGAGGGGAGAAACCCUAUCACUGCUUGGAAUGUGGAAAGAGCUUCAGUAUGAAGGAAAGUCUUACUUCCCACCAAAGAAUUCAUACAGGGGAGAAACCCUAUCAGUGCUUGGAAUGUGGAAAGAGUUUCAGUCAGAGGCAGAGUCUCACUUUGCAUCAAAGAAUUCAUACAGGGAAGAAACCCUAUCAGUGCUUCGAAUGUGGGAAAAGCUUCCGGGAGAACUCCAAGCUCACUUCCCAUCAAAGAAUUCAUACAGGGGAGAAACCCUAUCAGUGCAGAGAAUGUGGAAAGAGCUUCAGUCGUAGCAACCAUCUCUUUUCCCAUCAAAGAAUUCAUACAGGGGAGAAACCCUAUCACUGCUUCGAAUGUGGGAAGAGCUUCAGUCUAAGGUGCAGUCUCAUUUCCCAUCAAAGAAUUCAUACAGGGGAGAAACCCUAUCAGUGCUUGGAAUGUGGAAAAAGCUUCAGUCACGGCAACCAUCUCUCUUCCCAUCAAAAAAUUCAUACAGGGGAGAAACCCUAUCAGUGCUUCGAAUGUGGGGAAAGCUUCCGUCAAAGCACCCAUCUCACUUUUCAUCAAAGAAUUCAUACAGGGGAGAAACCCUAUCAGUGCUUGGACUGUGGAAAGGGCUUCAGUCGGAAGGAUAGUCUCACUUCCCAUCAAAGAAUUCAUACAGGGGAGAAACCCUAUCAGUGCUUGGACUGUGGAAAGGGCUUCAGUCGGAAGGAUAGUCUCAUUUCCCAUCAAAGAAUUCAUACAGGGGAGAAACCCUAUCAGUGCUUCGAAUGUGGGGAAAGCUUCCGUCAAAGCACCCAUCUCACUUUUCAUCAAAGAAUUCAUACAAGAGAAAAAACGUCUUAGUGUUUGGAAUGUGGGAAAAGAUUCAGUCAUGGCCCACCAAAUAAUUCAUACAGGGUUGAAAGUAUAUCAGCACAUGGAAUGUGUAUAAAAUUACACUUGUUAAAAAGUCAAUUUAAGAUCUCACAGCAGGGUGAAUGAUAGAAUAAUAGAUUCAGAAUCUAGUCCAAUCCCCUCCAGAUAU
This is a messenger RNA of Lacerta agilis (Sand lizard), 1564 nucleotides long. Its product is annotated as zinc finger protein 470-like. NCBI's taxonomy places the organism in Eukaryota, Metazoa, Chordata, Lepidosauria, Squamata, Lacertidae. The transcript has a single exon. The record is from RefSeq and is a predicted model, not a curated record. The annotation marks the transcript as partial.